Plasmodium coatneyi is the source of this 3948-nucleotide messenger RNA. RefSeq names its product Protein kinase domain-containing protein. Lineage: Eukaryota; Apicomplexa; Aconoidasida; Haemosporida; Plasmodiidae. The record is from RefSeq and is a predicted model, not a curated record. The transcript has a single exon. The coding region runs from base 1 to 3948 and encodes 1315 amino acids. Gene Ontology annotation, molecular function: protein kinase activity; ATP binding. Gene Ontology annotation, biological process: spliceosomal complex assembly; protein phosphorylation; regulation of mRNA processing.
AUGAGUUACAGUGAUUCAAGGUCCCAAUCUAACAGCUGCAGUAGCCAAGAUGCAACGUCGGGGAAACUACAAUACACAGAAAGUGACGAUGAGGGAAGUGACGAAUAUUGCAAGGGUGGAUACCACCCUGUGAAGAUUAAUGAAAUAUAUAACAAUCGGUAUAGAAUAGAAGGGAAAUUAGGGUGGGGUCAUUUUUCAACCGUUUGGGUUGCUACAGACUUAAAAAGUAAACCAUUAAAAUUUGUUGCCAUAAAAAUUCAGAAAGGGUCCGAAUCAUUUGGAGAGUCAGCCAAAUGUGAAAUAAAUUAUUUAAAAACAGUUAAGGCAAAUUCUUUCGACUCCUCAUGGGUAGAAAUAAAAGAACAUCAAAGGGAAAGGCUCUUUCAUUAUAAUAUGACAAAGGGAGUCGUUUCCUUUAUUGAUAGCUUUGAGCAUAAAGGACCGAAUGGUACCCACGUCUGUAUGGUGUUUGAAUUUAUGGGACCCAAUUUAUUAUCCCUCAUUAAGCAUUAUGAUUAUAAGGGGAUCCCAUUAAACUUAGUUCGAAAAAUUGCCACACAUGUCCUAAUAGGGCUGCAGUAUUUACACGAUGUUUGUAAAAUUAUACAUAGUGAUAUAAAGCCGGAAAACGUUUUGGUAUCUCCCCUGUUGAAUAUUCCCAGACCAAAGGACUACAGCAAAGAUGAUCAUACGCAAAAUGGCCUUCAUAAAAAGGAAGAAAAGGAAGCAACACAGGGGGGGGAUAGUGACCAUUCAGACAAUACCGACAAUGAUGAAGACGGGGAGGAGGAUGACCAGUCAUCGUGCCUGAGCGAGGUGAAAGAUAAACACGAAUGGGACAAUGUAGACUUUAACAAAUUAACAAAACAGGAAAAGAAAAAAUUAAAAAGAAAAAAAAAAAAAUUCUUAAAAAAGGAACGAUUAAAAGUGGAAGCACAGAAGAGAGAGGAGCAAAUCGGUGAUCAGGUGACUGUAGGAAAUUCACUCCAAAAUGGAAAUCACGACAAACAGAGCAACGCCAAAACGCAAGUUGAUAAAUUAACCUUGGAUAACGCGCCAUCAAACGAUAACAGCCAUUUUAAGAAGGAAGAUAACGAACAUUACAACAGUGAAAUUCAGAUGAAUGCAGAACAUGUGUUAAAGGAUGAAGAAUUGAACAGCGGCAACAUCAACAAUGUGGAUAGUCAUACUCUAGUAAAUCCAUACUUCUCCCUCAGUGGCAUGAAGAGCGGUACCUCCUCAAAGGAAGCACUAACCUGUAAUAGCAAAUGCACACCCGGAGAUAAUGAUAAAAAUGGUGAACAAAAUAAUGUAAAGAACGAACAUAACCUUGACGGGAACAACUGUUCCAAUUCGAACCCGCAGAUGUUAGAUGCGAAUAACCCAGCUUGCACAGCGAACGCCCACGCAGAGGAUGAACAAAAGGAAAAUGCACCCAAUGUGGGAGACUCCAAAUUAAGUAAAAAAAAAACGACUAAUGAACCUCCAUAUGUUAAACAUAGACUUAGGCCCUCCAACUCGGAUCCAUCCCUCGUCACCAGUUACAACAACAUACAUGCCCUCCAGGAAUCGCUGAUGAGGAGGCCCUACCAUUAUAAUAAUUAUUUUUUGUAUAAUCCGGAAAAGUACGGAGAUGACAGGUGUUCGCUAUUUUUGCAUCGCUUACCCAGCGACUACUUAAAGAAGAACACCUUGGAAGAUAGUGAUCACGAUAAAGACUUGGACGACGAAAAUGGUGAAAAUCACCACGAAGAACAAACCCGAAAAAGUGAUGCCAGUGACGGUGGAAAAUCAGCAGAAUUCCUAGGAAAGGAUUUUAAUAAAGUCCCCAUCUACUGUGACAUGUUCAAUCAUCUGAUGCACCCAGAAGCCAUGAAAAUACACGACAAAUAUAAAGAGAAAAAAAAAGGAAAGUAUGCAAAACCGUGUAAGGAUGACACACAGGAGAAUAACAAAAGCGGCCAUAAAGUUGUAUACAUCAAAACGGAGGAGGGGGACUAUCGUAUUAGACCCUACGAUCCAACUGUUUAUUACCAUGAAAAGGCAUGUUAUAAAAUCUGCGAUUUAGGAAACAGUCUCUGGAUUGAUGAAUCAAGGUAUGCAGAAAUACAAACAAGACAAUAUAGAUCCCCAGAAGUAAUCCUAAAAAGCGGUUUUAACGAAACUGCCGAUAUAUGGUCCUUUGCAUGUAUGAUAUUCGAACUGGUAACUGGAGACUUUCUUUUUAAUCCACAAAAAUCAGAUAGAUAUGAUAAGAAUGAGGAACACUUAAGUUUUAUGAUUGAAGUGUUGGGGAAUAUUCCAAAAUAUAUGAUCGACACAGGGUUCAAUUCUCAUAAAUAUUUUAAUAAAAAAACGUAUAAACUGAAAAAUAUAAAAAAUAUCAAAAGGUACGGAUUGUACAAAAUAUUUAAAUACAAGUACAACAUACCAGAGAAGGAAAUUAAUCCCCUGUGUAGCUUUCUACUGCCUAUGCUUGCCUUGGACCCUCAGAAGAGACCAUCGGCCUACACUAUGCUCCAGCAUCCCUGGCUCAAUAUGGUAGAAAUGGAAGAAGAAGAAAUGCACAUGAAAAAUAGAUCCUACUCCUUCAACAGCAUGAGCGUCAAAAACAACGCCAAUUAUGAGGGACACGAAUACAGUAAGGAAAAUUAUCACAACGAAAAUUAUAACGGCGCGAAUCAGCACACGGAUGAUAGAAGCAUGAAUUCGUCCAACAAGCACAACAACGUGCAGGCCAAUUUGAAGGGCCAGCAAAACGAUGCGCUAAUGGGCCAAUUCGAGGAAGAGGAAGAAGAGGAGGAAGAAGAAGAAUACAAUGAUGAGGAAGACGAUGACGAGGAAACUGAAGAAGAAAUAGACGAUGAGGAGGAUGAAGAUGACGACGAAGAAGAAAACUACAAUAGCCAACCCGACUAUACUUUUACCUACAAAAAUAAUAACACCCAUAACGGAAUGGAGAGCAAGGCAACCACACUCAAAUACGACAAUCUGUAUCAAAAAAAAAGUACGUUAGAAGAAAAAUCGAAAUAUAAAAAUAUAAACGCCGGGAAUAUCCCUGAUUCGUCCAUGAACACGCAAAAUUAUAUGUUCCGCAAUGAAAACAUGCCCCACAUUGCAUACAAUAAUGCAAAUAAUAAAAACUUCGCGAAAAAUGCGCCACCGUACCAAAACAUCCAAAUGAGGAAUUAUCACAAAAUGAGUGGUCAUGGAUUCAACGACCAAGUCGUGAAUUCAGAAGAGGAUGGAGAUUAUCAUUACUACCAUGAGCACCCAGGGAAGUAUAAAUACGACGAGGGGGAAGAAGAGGAAGAGGUUUCUAUGGAAGAUGAGGAGGAGGAUGACGUAACGGAUGAGGAAUAUCACCCCCAGAAUGAGAAGCCAAAUAAAAGUCACAGUAACAAUCACAAAAGGGUUGACAGUAGUAACUACCCAAACGAAAUCGAUGAAAAUAAUUUCUGCGAUGAAGAAAGCCAAGUAUAUUAUGAAGGGGGGGAGGACUCCUCCGUACACCUUACCGCAAAAGGGCAACCAAAGAAAAUAGGAAUUGAAGAGCAGACAGGACAAAGAGAAGUAUUAAUCCCCGUAAAACCAAAGGACUUUCUCAAAGUUACUAUCCCAAAUGAGAACGCAAAAUUAAGAGGCCAACUAGCCACAUCGAAUAGCUCCAAUUUUAAUGAAAAUGUAAAAAUCGAAUCAACCGACAUAGAAGAGAAUAGCACUUCGUCCAACAAAUUUAGCAGCGUCGUGAUGAGUAGUAGUAUCGGCCAAAAUGUGGACAAUUUCAACAAGACCGAUCAAGAGGAAAAACAGCUACUGGAAGGGAACGCACCGGGAAUGGAGCGAAAAAAUGAAAGUCAAAUACUUGAUGAUAACCAGGAUGAGGACAAGGCCAAUAAAAUAAAUUGCAAAGUCAUCAACAAAAAGCCUUUUUGUGCCUUUUCCUAA